This is a messenger RNA of Echinococcus granulosus, 531 nucleotides long. Its product is annotated as Late histone H2A.L3. The transcript is spliced from 2 exons. Bases 1 to 531 code for a protein of 176 amino acids. The record is from RefSeq and is a predicted model, not a curated record. Gene Ontology annotation, cellular component: nucleosome. Gene Ontology annotation, molecular function: DNA binding; structural constituent of chromatin; protein heterodimerization activity. NCBI's taxonomy places the organism in Eukaryota, Metazoa, Platyhelminthes, Cestoda, Cyclophyllidea, Taeniidae.
AUGUCGGGUAGAGGUAAGGCUAGGAAACCUGCUGGAGGUAAGAAGCAUACGAAGUCUGCCAGAGCGGGAUUAGUUAUGCCCGUCGGUCGAGUUCAUCGUUACCUUAAACUGGGCAGGUAUGCCCGUCGCACAUCAACUGCAGCCUCUGUCUACCUCUCUGCGGUUAUCGAAUAUCUUGUUGCUGAGGUGAACGAGCUCUCUGGAAAUGCAGCCAAAGCCAACAAAAGGAAGACCAUAACUCCCCGUCACAUCAUGCUAGGUGUGAGAAAUGACGCGGAAUUGAACGAACUACUAAAAAACGUUCACAUUUCCCAUGGCGGUGUGUUACCUUGCAUUCACCCUUCGCUACUCAAACGCAAACCCUAUUCCGAUUCCCUCAUGGCAACCGCUCACAGUGGAACGGGUGACGCUGUGGUGAAUCCCCUACCUGUCACCAACACAACCGCCGCGUCCUCGUCCUCUGCACGGGUUCUCACCGGCACUGCCGCAGCUGCCGGUACCACCUCCGGUGGAAUAGCCAGCAAUUCCUAA